Messenger RNA from Diorhabda carinulata, 3578 nucleotides. Its product is annotated as GILT-like protein 1. The transcript is spliced from 4 exons. Bases 243 to 986 code for a protein of 247 amino acids. NCBI's taxonomy places the organism in Eukaryota, Metazoa, Arthropoda, Insecta, Coleoptera, Chrysomelidae. The record is from RefSeq and is a predicted model, not a curated record. Gene Ontology annotation, molecular function: oxidoreductase activity, acting on a sulfur group of donors, disulfide as acceptor.
AUUCCCAUCAACCCGCUUAACGUUACGCUUAUGCAAAAGGUUAGUAUGCCUCUCUCUCCCAAUCACCAACCAUCGUCCCUCUAGUCCUCCAUCUAGCACAAUACUCACUGUACCGUGACACGAAUUUGUCUCGAGCGAGAGUAGUCGAUCGGUCGUCUGUACUUAGAGCGCUGUCAUUUUAAUCAGUAACAAUUUUACAUUGCUUUGGGUGUUAACCGAAAUCACUAUUUUUGUGAAAUAAAAUGAAAUCUGAAAUGUGGUUACUUUUUGUAUUUAUUGUUACGGUUUCGGCGCACAGUCAACACGAUCAUCAUGAUAACCAUCAGGACCAUUUGGUUAAUGUAUCUGUUUAUUAUGAAUCACUAUGUCCGGAUUCCAGGAAAUUCUUCACUCAACAAUUAUAUCCAUCACUUCGAAACCUUUCAAGUUAUGUCAAUUUGACACUCGUUCCUUAUGGAAAAUCAACAAGUACUUUCGACAUCACGGACUGGCAGUUCCAAUGCCAUCACGGCGAAAUAGAAUGUUACGGCAAUAAAAUCCAAGCUUGCGCUUUGAAACUGAUCGACAAAGGCGAAAACUCCCAAAAUUUAGCAUUCAAUGAAGUAGCCGUUGGAUAUAUCAAUUGUCUUAUGGAUCGAGCUGACAAAACAGCACAAGUUGUUUUUCCUACGAAAGAUUGUGCUUUAGUGAACCCCGUAUCCAACGUCCAAGAUAUUGAAAAUUGUGCAAACCAUACAGACGCUUCUAAUUAUCUUUCCAUUAUGGGUAAGUUGACGGAUGCCGUCCAGAAACCAUUAAAAUCUGUUCCGACGAUCGUUUUCAACGACGAAUUCAAACAGGAAGAUAAUGAACUUGCCCAAACUAAUUUCGUACAGGCACUUUGUCAAUAUAUUAAAGGUGAAAAACCAACUGAAUGUUCCAAAGCUAAUGCAAUUACUUUUAGCAUAACAUUAGUAAUAAUAUCGAUAUUGUUUAAUUUCAAUUAGAUAGUUACUUAAGGUGUACAAUGAUCGUGGAAAUCUUGCAUUUCAUAAAAUUUAUUAUUAUGAGGUGAUAAUCACGAUUUUAGGUCAACUCAAGCGACUAAUAUUCUUGUGCGUGUACAUGUUAAAUAGAUCAUAAAUUAUUUUUGCUAAUAUUAUAUAUACUGACUCUCAUAAAAAUUGCACCACCUAAAAUUUGUAGAACAAUGUUAUUGAAAUUUCCAUAAAAUGUUUAUUUUUAUGAAAGGUAAAUAUUAAAUUUGUAAACAAAAGAAUUUGUGCAACUUUUCCAAUGAUUAUUCAUUGAAUUUGAUAUGCUGCAGGUGGUAUAUCGUUACAAGAUCAUUGAAUUCGUAGACAUAGAAAGAUCUCAUCUGGGGUGUUAAAUCACCAAAACUCUUACCGAUCGCAUCCAGUACGUGUUCAAUGGCUCAAUGGCAGAAAAAGCAGCGAUUAGUUUCUUCUAAAGACGUGUUGCAACACUUAUCCAAUGAAAGCGAAUUGUAUCUUGAUGGAAAAUUGUAUAUUGUAAAGACAUGGAAGCGCAACGGAUUCCAGUACUUUGACAAUGUAACCAGCCGUCAUUGAAAACCAAGGGUAAUAUAUCAUAUUGCACCUCAUACCAUCCUCGAUUCUUUUGUGGGGUUUGCUGCACAAAUAAUUCAGAUUUUUACGUUCUCUUUCACGUUACGUUAAGUCAUGUGAGGGGAUGAGAAAAAAAUGAAAACAUAUAAGGUUGUAUUCGAUAAUAAACAAAUGACAUUGACAUUCUGGGUUCUUUACAUCUCAUAUAAUAAUUUCUAAUUAAUAAAGUUGUUGAAAAUCUAUCCUUGGGGACCAAAAGUCUUUACCAACGAGAUUUGUUGAAUCACGCCAUCAGACCAUUUUGGUCAACAUCUCCAUAAUGUCGUGAAGAUCAAAUAUGUGGUUAAUCUUGUGAUAGAAAAAAUGCGCAUGUUGAUUUACUCAUGACAUUGUACUCAAGUUUCAAAGAAAAUUGUGGAAAAAUAGUUUGGAAAAUUGGCAGGUUUAAUUUAUUGCUACUGAGAGGAAACUAAUGGCUGGAAUUUAUUGCAAUUUUAAUAACCAUUUUGUUGCAUUAAAAUAAAUUUGCAACAAAUUCUAACUAUUGCAGUUUUUAUAUGAGUCAGUAUAUGUACACACGAUGUUGUGAUAAAGAAUCUAAGAUCAUUUUUUCUCCAAUAUUCUUGAAGUGUCAAAUAAAAUCGCGUGAAUAUUUAUUUAGAUAUGAUGAAUUUAUAAAUUUUCCUUUAAUUCCUUUUUCAUUUAAAAGAGUAGUUAUUACCCUCUAUAUUCACAUAAAAAUUGUGAAAGUUUUUGAAGAAUCGGUUAUUUUCAUUAAUAACUUCAAUUUAAAAUAAAAUCAUUCCAAAAUAAAUUAUUGAAUUUAUAUCUUAAUGUUCCAAUAUUUUCCCCCCAAAAAAUUAAAACUAAUCUCUUCAAUCAUCUGAAUAAUUCCAUUAACCUCCCGGUGGGUGCGCCCCCUUUUAUGACACCAGCAGCGCGUUGUACUGCUUUACAAGUUUAUUUCAUUUAAAACCUUCAUAUGGAUGUUCAUUUUUACAUGUAAUUCCGAUAAAAUAGAUUAUUUACUCUUACCUUAGGUUUUUAACAAUGGAUUAACUGAAUUAUACUCAAAAAUCAGCUCCUCGUGCUUGUUUUACUGUAGUUUUGUUUCUUCUUUGUUUGAUCAAUAUUGUAAUUACAGGCACAAAAUUUAUUUUAUUACUAAUUAAUAUAAGAAAAACAAGUUUUGUUUGAACAACAUUUAUUGUUGUUUAUGACUAAACCACGGCAGAUUUUUUUCUGCUUUCUUUUCUAUUGUGUAAAGGUUGUGGCAGGGGUGGAAUAAUGAGGGGUGAGAACUCAUGUUAAUCCUUCAGGUGUUAGGGAAAACUGAAACAAAACACCUGUAGCACUCAGUACAAAGGCGUUCCCGUCGGAAGGUUAAGUUACGUUAGGCUAUUUUUAUUUGUAUCUUAACAAGGUCAAACUAGUCCAGUUUAGAAAAAAACUAGUUUACUCUACUUUAUGUUAAUCACGACUUGUUGCAUCCAGGCUAAACUAGUUUAUCCUACUUCUGAUUGGAUACAUUAUUCUGUCCUAGGAAACAUUUCUUCAUACUAAUAUCGAGUAAUAUGGUAUACAACAAGAAACUUCAUAAUAUAUAAAUGGUAGAAGAAUAAAUCUACAUUGCUGAUUAAAUAACUGAUUUGUGACAAAAUUCCGCUUAUUAACUUUUCUAAAAUCUGCUAUUAAUAAAAAAAUGGCUAGUUUAUAUUUUUGAAUUGUAUAAAAAUAUCAAAAUGAGAAUUAUUCUACAUAUUAUGUGAAUUCUAUUAACAAAUAAUAUCUACUAUGCCUUUAUGAAUGUGACUGUUGAUAAUGCCUUGAAUUUAUAUAUAUAUAUGUACUUUGAAUAACUUACUUAAUAAUUAUAUACACCAUUUCUGUAUUUUUCUUAUUAAUUUUAAAUCGCACGUGUGAAUAUCAAUAUUUGUAUCUUGCUAUGAAAUCUCAAAUAUAUUUGAUGGUUGGUAAUUGUAUUUUUCAAUAAAAAGCGUUCCCUCUGAA